GGGCUGCUGUAUCCCAGUCCCCCUGCUCUGAGAGGGAACUGGUGUGGGCACACUGGGCAUUGGUGACAGGGCGCCAGGGGGCUCAGUCCCUGGGCACAGGCAAGGUGGCUGAGCAGGAGGCCCGAGGUGGCUGGUACUCAGCCCACCUGGACCCUGGCACACGGUCCCACCAGCAAAGACGCCCCAGAGACAUCCAAGAAAAUGGGGAGGCACCGCCCGUGCUCUGCGCUCUUCCUCCCGCUCCUGCUGCUCCUGCACCUGCCCCUGCUCAGCACAGGGAGCACCCCAAAGCCCAGCUCACUCAUUGGCCAGGGCAUCAGAAGCGCCUCCCAUCCCCUAGACCUAGAAGCCCAGCAAAGCUGGCAGGCCAGUCAGAGGGCGAGUGAUUGCUGGGGCGCCUUUGACCUCUACUUCGUUCUGGACAAGUCCGGCAGCAUAGACAACAACUGGAUUAACAUUUAUUUGUUUGUGGAAAAUGUGGUGGCAAGAUUUAAAAACCCCAACCUGCGCAUAUCCUUCAUCGUCUUCUCCCGAGAUGCGGAAGUUAUCAUGCCGCUCACAGAAGACAGAGUGAAAAUUCACGAAGGUCUUAACAGACUCCAGUGGGUGGUGCCUGGAGGCUACACAUUCAUGCAGGAAGGGUUCAAACAGGCAAAUGAGGAGAUCAUGAGAGCCCGCUAUGGAGGCAGGAAGGUAGCCAGCGUGAUUAUCGUACUGACCGACGGGAUGCUGAUGGCAGAUUCAUUUAGGGAGACAAGGGAGGAGGCUGAGAGGUCUCGGAGCAUGGGGGCCACUGUGUUCACCGUGGGCGUGCUGGACUACGACAAAAACCAGUUGACGGCAAUUGCAGACUCCGCAGGACACAUGUUUGGGGUGGACAGUGGCUUCAAGGGUCUGCAGAACAUUGUGGACGCACUGGUCUCCAAGUCCUGUCUCGAGGUGACGUCAGUGAGACCAUCCUCCUUGUGUGUGGGAGAACCCUACACGGUGGUCUUCACUGGACAAGGGUUUCAUAAUGCGAAAGGCCCAGACCAGGUGAUCUGCAGAUUCAAGUUCAGCCCCACCAACAUCUUUGAUCAAAGAGCCACCAGUGUGGAAGACACUACCAUAAUGUGUCCUGGACCGAGGAUCGAUCAAGCUGGACAGGAGCUGUCUGUGGAACUCAGCCUCAACAGCGGCGCCAGCUUCAUCGGGAGCAAAUCCAACAUCUCCAGCACCGACUGUAUGAACACCAGGAAACUGUCGACCAGCAUCAAGUCCUACCUGAAAUACCUGCCACUGCUGCUGCUGAUUCCGCUGCUGCUGCUGCUGUGCUGCUGCUGCUGGUGGCUGUGGAAGCGGAGGCAACGAAAGCGGUCACCUCCUCAGCCUGUGCCUGAACCAGAGAAGGAGCCACCAAACACAUGCCGGAAGGAAAAGGAUCAAGAAGAGGAUAAGCGGCCUCCUCCCCCUCCCGCACAACCCCCUCCCCAGCCGCCUGUGAACACAAGCCCCACAGUGAUAGUCUCUUGCUGUGGGUGCGGGGCCAGAACUGCAGAGGACAACCUGGAUUCCUGCUGCACCUGCGUCUACCCAGGCUGCCAACAAAUGCCGAUGACGUGGAACCAGCCCAGAGCCCCGGGAAGGUGCACCGACAUCACCCUGUUAAGCGCCCCCUGCGCGCAGGGCUCCUGUGGCCAGAAGAUCUGCCUCCAAUCCAACAGGAAGUGCUGCCAGCCCACACAGCCAGCCUAUAGCUCCAGGACCUGCCACCAACCCAACAGGGAGGGCUACCCUGUCCCACGGGCAUCGUACAACCCGAGGAUCUACCUGCAACCCAGCGGGAACUGUUUCCCCGCCCCAGAGGUCCCGUACACCCCCAAUAUGUACCUGGUGCCCAACCAGGAGAAUGUCCCACGCAACAUCUACGCUCGGUGCCAGCUCCCGGCCAAGUGUUCCGACUGCACCUCCAGGGUCCUCCCGCUGCUCUCACCCCUCACCCGGAAAUCUGCGGAAUCCUUCAGUCCCUCGAAAUCCUACCGCUCCCCUUCCAGAUCCAAAAAAAUCUAUGACUAA
This is a messenger RNA of Cavia porcellus (domestic guinea pig), 2055 nucleotides long. RefSeq names its product ANTXR like (gene Antxrl). The transcript is spliced from 18 exons. Gene Ontology annotation, cellular component: plasma membrane; cell surface. Gene Ontology annotation, molecular function: transmembrane signaling receptor activity. Lineage: Eukaryota; Metazoa; Chordata; Mammalia; Rodentia; Caviidae. The record is from RefSeq and is a predicted model, not a curated record. Bases 202 to 2055 code for a protein of 617 amino acids.